CCCCCCCCCCCUCUCUCUCUCUCUCUCGGUGACUCGGUUCUGUUUCUGCUCUCCAGCUGCAGCGCAGUGAUCGCAGUGAUCGCGGCGUGGGCCGCGGCUUUUCACGGGACGUAGAGGACAGCUCUGAUUUCCGGGGACUUUCCACUCUAAGGUGACGUUUCUUCUCCAGAACCGGAUCGCCCGCUUCCUGUUUGGCUUCUGGACCGGAGCGGGACGAAGAGAGCCGAGCCGAGCCGCGCGCGCGCUGCCAGGUCCGGACGGGACCGGACGGGACCCGACGGGAUCGUGGGUCCAGCUGCGUGUUUCCUGUUGAUCCGCGCAGGGAAGAGACGCGAACAGGACCGGGUGGAGGAGUUAGAGCCGCCGGUCCGAACCGAGCCGAACCCGGGCUGUGAAGGCUGAGCCGGUCCUGAAGACGGCCAGUGGAGAUGGUUCCGACCCGCUGUCCGCGCUCCUGCUGCGGCUGGCGGCCGCUCUCAUCAACAUCUGCAGCGAUGUAGUCAGCCUCUUCAUCUGCGUCCUCCUCAUCCUCAGCGACCCGACCCACCUGAAGAUGAUCCUGCUGCGCCGGUUCCGAGUCCUCAUCCUCACCGUCUUCCUGGUGGCCUGCUCCAUGCACAUUAUGGUGGACCUGCUGCCCAAGCUGGAGCGCCAGGGCGCCGGCUGCUCCUGCUCGCACGGCCCGGCCCAGGCUCCGGAGCGCGGCUGGGCCGAACCGGGCUGGCCCGACAAGCACACGCUGCGGAUCCUGCAGGACUUCAGCAGCGAGCCCGGAUCCAACGCGUCCUCCCGAGCCCUGGACCGGCUCCCUUUGGACGGGGCGCCGGCCCCGGAGCCGCCGGGCCCGCGGGGCGACAGGAGCAGACUCUUCCUCCAGGGGCCGGCGGCGGCCCGGCUCGGUCCGGCCCGGGGUUCGAGGCUGGCGCUCCUGUUCCAGCAUCCCCUCUAUAGACGAUCUGUGCCGCCGCUGACGGAGGAAGACACGCUGUUCAACGUCAACACGGACAUCAGGUUCGACCCCAAAGCGGCGGAGGACCAGGCAUGGACCGGCGAGGGCGCCGACGACGAGCUGAGCCCGGCGGGCGAGCUGACGGCCGAGUCGUACCCCAACUGGCUGCGCUUCCACAUCGGGAUCAACCGCUACGAGCUUUACGGCCGGCACAGCCCGGUGGUGGAGGCGCUGCUCAGGGACCUGCUGACCCAGAGGAUCACCAGCGUGGCCAUGAAGUCUGGAGGAACGCAGCUGAAGCUCAUCAUGACCUUCCACAACUACGGCCAGGCGCUCUUCAAGCCCAUGAAACAGACCCGGGAGCAGGAAACCCCGCCUGACUUCUUCUACUUCUCUGACUUUGAGAGACACAACGCAGAGAUCGCAGCCUUUCACCUGGACAAGAUCCUGGACUUCCGCCGAGUCCCUCCAGUCGCCGGCCGGCUGCUCAACAUGACCAAAGAGAUCCGAGACGUAACCAGAGACAAGAAGCUGUGGAGAACAUUCUUCAUUUCCCCAGCCAACAACGUGUGUUUCUACGGCGAAUGCUCCUACUACUGCUCCACUGAACACGCUCUGUGUGGGAAACCGGACCGGAUCGAGGGAUCGCUGGCCGCCUUCCUGCCCGACCUCGCUCUGGCCAAGCGCAAGACCUGGAGGAACCCCUGGAGGCGCUCCUACCACAAGCGCAAGAAGGCAGAGUGGGAGGUGGACCCGGAUUACUGCGAGGAGGUGAAGCAGACGCCGCCGUACGACAGCGGCUCGCGGCUGCUGGACGUCAUGGACAUGACGGUCUUUGACUUCCUGAUGGGAAACAUGGACCGGCACCACUACGAGACGUUUGAGAAGUUCGGAAACGAGACUUUCAUCAUCCACCUGGACAACGGCAGAGGCUUUGGGAAACAUUCUCAUGAUGAGAUGUCCAUCCUGGUUCCUCUGCUGCAGUGCUGCAGGGUCAGGAAGUCCACCCACCUGCGUCUGCAGCUGCUGGCGAAGGAGGAGUACAAGCUGUCGGUUCUGAUGGCCGAGUCCAUGACGCGGGACCGGCUGGACCCGAUUCUCAUCCAGCCUCACCUGGACGCCAUGGACCGCCGCCUGCGCCUGGUCCUGAAGGCGCUGUCUGACUGCAUCGACAAGGAGGGCUACGGCUACGUGGUGGAGGACGACCUGCAGGGGUCGCCGGGGGCCCGCAGCGGCCCCAGGACGAGGUAGCCAGGGGCUGGGUCCGACCCGCUCCCAGGAGAACCGACUGGACCGCGAUCUGAAGCCCAAACCGAGCCAGAACCACCGGGUUUCACCUGGACUCCUUCAAAUCAACAUGUAGCUUAGAACCAACCGGGUCAGAAACGGGUCGUAGGUUAGAACCGGGUCAAACCCAGAACAUGGGCUCUGGUUACGGAGUCUGGUUCCAUUCAGAGAAUUCUGAGGGAAUCAAACUUCCAAACUCACUUCCUUAGUGUGAGCUGCAGACUUUUACCACAGAAGAAGAACUGGAUCAAAAUGAGGUUAUUUUGUAAACUGUUUUUUUAACCUGAUUUCUGCUGAUUCUGCCGUGUCAGCGUCUUAUUGGAGGGUUCUGGUGGGAGUACUGGUUUACUCCUGGAUCAUCUUCUCUGUAAGUUUUUACUUGACAGCGUAUUUAUUAAAGUUUAUAUUUAUUGUUUGCCAAAAUAAAUCAGAGGAAGAGGAAGCGAAACGAUUUCCACCAGAACAGUGUACUUCUCUGUGUGCCCACCAGGGGGCAGCAUGUGCAGCAAUCCAAGCUGUUAGUUUCUCAUGGUUCUCUCUCCUCUCUUAACACUGAGUCUGUUUCCAGCAGCUGUUCAGGCCUCUUCCUGUGCAGCAGGUGAGAUUUAAACCAAAUGUGACACUAAUUCCUCUGGUUGUUUUGGUUUUAAUGUGUUUGGUGUCUGAUGUGGGAGAUGAUUCUCCUUCCUGAGCAGCAGCUGAUCUGUUGUCUCUACUCGCCUCUGGCUGACGUUCAUAUAUUCAGUAGGAAACUCUAGUGCCUGUGCAAUGAUAGAAAUACUUGAAUGUGUGGUUUUGCUAGCUGCGGGUUCUUUGUGUGUCUGGUUCUGCGGCCGCUCGGCGUCGGCCUCAGCAGCGUGUGACUGAAUUCAUGCAAAACGUGAAAAAGCUUCUUUUGAUUUUCUUUCACUCUUUGUUUUUUAUUUCAUUUCUUAUUUCUUUGCAUCAUGGUAUCAGUGCAAUAAAAUGAAAUCAGCUAAA
Molecule: messenger RNA, 3217 nt
Organism: Xiphophorus hellerii (green swordtail)
Lineage: Eukaryota; Metazoa; Chordata; Actinopteri; Cyprinodontiformes; Poeciliidae
Gene: fam20cb
Product: FAM20C golgi associated secretory pathway kinase b
Exons: 11
Coding region: 554-2200 (548 amino acids)
Biological process (GO): enamel mineralization; protein phosphorylation
Cellular component (GO): Golgi apparatus
Molecular function (GO): protein serine/threonine kinase activity
Source: RefSeq, a predicted model, not a curated record